CGGGUUUGUCGGGGGCGGGGGAGGGGGGAGGGAGAAAGGGAAGGCAGAAAGAGGUUGGUUGCCACUGGAAAGCCCCGGACACAGGAAGGCUAUACGUACCUCACUUCAUUCAACUUAUCCUCAUAUGGAAUGGUCUCAAAGCCUUUUACCAUCCUCUAUCAGGAGGUUGAUCAAGGUUCAUAAGGAAGAAGAAGGCUGGUAAAGGUCGAGGAGAAGAUGAGAGAGGAGGAAGGAGGCUGGUAAAAGGAUGAGAAAGCCAGGAGAUAGGAAGGGGGUGGGAAAAGGGAGAAGGUGAGAACUUCUUCUCUUCCCCUUUACCUCCAUUCCCUCCAGGCAUCGGGGAAAAGAAUGAAGUAGGGUUUGGAGAUAAGAAGAGGUUGAUAAAAUGAUAAAGUAGGUUGGAGAGAUGGAGGAUGAUAUGCUCCAUUUGAAUAGGAAAGACAUAGAAAAGUAUAGAAGGAGCAGCAGUAUGUUCUGGUUUGGGGGAAAUGGGGUAAGAAAAGAACUUUGGACAAGUGUAGGGAAGGAGAAAAUUAGUAGCAUAGGGAGCUCAGAAAAAAGGAUAGGCAGAUGAAGAAGUCAGGCCUUCAGGAAUGAGGACCCUGUAAGGUUAGUAUUUUUUGAAAAGAGAUGGAAGGCUACCAUUUGAUGGAUUUGUUUGAGUCUCCUUUCAGAAAUCUUCACAGACCAAGCCAGGUUUCUGCCUUCACUCAGGCUGGAUUUUACCACUCCAGCUGCUACUUCAUCCUGGAGGCACCCUGCCUCUUCUCUACCCGAAUGGUGCUACUUUCUGCUGACCCAGGAUCCAGACCUCCUUUGUCCCUUACCUCAGAGCUGGUGUUCCAGGUCUCUCCUAGUGGAAGAACCCACACCAGGAAACAAAGACUUUCCCCUAGACAAUAUUUCUCUAAACUAAGAAACCUGUUUAUUAGUUUGAAUUUGACCCUCCAACUAUUGUUUCACCCUCUUUGAGGACUCAGGAGCUUUUGCCCUUGUACCUCCUUUAUCCUUUGAGGAGAAAUUUCUCCCUAGGAUAGCUUUAGGUCUGGCCCCUGGUGUCAACAUGCUAGUCUGUUUUUAUGAAUAGGACCUUGCCUAUUUCCUGAUUGGCAUGGCUGAGCCAAGACAGGUUCCAGGUGGUCGUGAGACUCCACAAGGGGAGCUUCGGCCAGAUGUUGUUGAAGAUGAGGCCUCUGUGAGUCCAGGUCCAGAGGAAAUGGGAGGAGGAAGAAGCAGCAGUAGCAGUGAGACAAAGUUAUCUCCUAGAGAGGAGGAAGAACUAGAUCCUAGAAUACAGGAGGAGCUAGAGCACCUGAACCAGGCCAGUGAAGAAAUCAACCAAGUAGAGUUACAACUGGAUGAGGCCCGGACCACAUAUCGGAGAAUCUUGCAGGAGUCAGCUCGAAAGCUCAAUACACAGGGCUCUCACUUGGGAAGCUGCAUUGAUAAGGCCCGGCCAUAUUAUGAGGCACGGAGGCUGGCCAAGGAGGCUCAGCAAGAAACACAGAAGGCAGCCCUGCGCUACGAACGAGCAGUGAGCAUGCACAAUGCUGCUCGAGAAAUGGUGUUUGUGGCAGAACAAGGUGUCAUGGCUGACAAGAACCGGCUUGAUCCCACAUGGCAGGAGAUGCUUAAUCAUGCCACCUGCAAGGUGAAUGAGGCAGAGGAAGAACGUCUUCGGGGAGAACGGGAGCACCAACGGGUGACCAGGCUAUGCCAACAGGCUGAGGCCCGGGUACAGGCCUUACAAAAGACUCUUCGGCGAGUCAUUGGCAAGAGCCGUCCAUAUUUUGAGCUUAAGGCCCAGUUUAACCAAAUUUUAGAGGAACACAAGGCCAAGGUGACUGGACUGGAACAACAAGUAUCUCAGGCCAAGACCCGCUACUCCGUUGCCCUGAGAAAUCUUGAGCAGAUCAGCGAGCAAAUCCAUGCCCGCCGCAGGGGUUUGCCUCAGGCCCCAGUUCACAGGCGGUCUUCUCCUGUGGGGGCUGAGGCUGGGCCUGAGAGCGGGGAUAGUGGAGACACCAGGGUUGAGGGGGCAGAGGGUGGGUAUCUGGAGGAAAGUGGGACCCUUGAACCUGGCCCUGCCCCAGAUACCUUGAGCCUCCUGAGCCUUCGCACUGUUGCCUCAGACCUACAGAAAUGUGAUUCAGUGGAACACUUGAGGGGCCUCACAGACCAUGCCAGCUUGGAUGGCCAGGAGCUAAGCCCUGAGGGUGGGGGAGAUCGAGGGAGUGGGAGUCGAGGUCGUCACCAACGAAGCAUCAGCUUGUAGCCCUCACUUUCCCAAAGAGCUGAGAGUGUCUUUUCUUUUUGUCCCUGAUCCUUUUCUCACUCAGGGGGUUCUUACAGACUCUGUUGGUGUCCCUUUUCCUUUUGAGUGCUCCUCUAUUUUGAAAAGCCUCUAUCACCUCUGUCUCUGAUGUUCUCUUCUUUUUCUCUCCUCACUGUUUCAUGCACUUCUCUUUCACUAUUGUAGGUCUCACUUCUGCCUUAUUCUGAGAGGCUCCUCUCACCCCUCUCUUUCCUCACCUGGGCUCUUCUAUCCAUCAUUCUCUGUCUCCUCCCUGAAUUUGUUUCUGUUUCACCUGAAUUUGUCUGUCUCUCAUCCCUCUCUUCUUCCCCUCAGGGAAUUCAGUCCAGAAGGAACAGGAAGCUGACCAGGGGAGUGAUACUGUCCAUGGAGGCUCCAAGUUGCUUUUCUUAUUCUUGCUACAUCCCAACCCCCUAUAGACACAUUUUCCACAAUCAUCUUUCCCCUCUUUAAGGUUCUAAUCUUUUACUAAGACCCCCAAUGCUGCUGCACCCUACUGGGGAUUCUUAUGUUUUUGCCCUAUCCCAAACUGCCUAGAUUGUAACCCUACAAUAUAAGAAGUUCAUUUACUCAAGAUGCCUUUCCCCUAAUUUUCUCUCAGUUUUUUACUGACUCAAAAAAAACUAAAAAAAAAAACCAAAAAAUCCUCAAAACUCAAAAAAGCAGUCAAGUCUUAAUAGGGUGAUGGUAAAGAAAUCUGAGAUUUUCUCCCUCCUUCAUGGUCCCCCAAUCAGCAAUGAAAGUCUAGGUUUCCUGCCAGUGGUCUAUGUAAACAGAGCUCCUGCUCCCAAUAGAUACCCUUUGGUGUUUCUCCAUCUAACUUCUGAUUCUUUUAAGAUUGACAUGGUUCUAAAUUGAGAGAUCAAUUUGAGAGGGCCUGGAGUGAACUUUAAAAUAAAUAACCUUCUUCCAUGCUCUUGUUGGUAGUGAUUCACCAUGUUUUAUCUAUCAAGUGGAAAAUGACUAGUUCUCUUCCCCAGCCGCUCAAUAUAGUGAGUCAAGGAUAGAAUUAUAAACUACUGUUCCUCAUUUUUACCAUCUCUCUUACAUCAUGGGUAGGAGAAUUUGGGAACUGUUGGGCCUAGACCCAAUCCCCCCUGUUCACUCUUACCUUCAUCCAAUAUAAAUUUCUAUAUCCCUCUCAAAGUUUCUUGACUUGGCUGCUAUGUGUUCCCUUCCCACCCCCCACCCUCACCUAUAGCCCCCAUCUAUAGAAGAUGGAGAAUAAGAUGUGCCAGUGAGAGCCCCUCAAUUCUUUAAUUAUAGCUCCAAGGAAAUUAGAGCCUAGAGAGGUCUGUUAUACCUAGAGUAUACAAUGAUCCUCACACAUCCUGAGGGUGUGUGUUAAGGGGAUGUUAUUUUCCUUUUUGACUAUCUAGAAGACAUGGAAAGUGGUUCCUUUUGACAGGGGCUGUAGAAAAAUCCAUUUGUCUUUGUUCUUACCUCAUCUGUGUUUCAUAGGUACUCUUCUACUCCUGCCUACCCCUAAUACACUCAUCUCUGCACAUAUGUUUUUUUGGAGAACAAAGGUUUACAUUUUAAACUCCUAUCCCAAGUGUUGUUUCCCCAGAGCAGGGCAAAAUGGUCAUAAUGAAAACCAUUGUGUUUGAGGUGACUGUUGGGUAGAAGUGGAAGGAGGAUGGGGGAGUAUAUAUGAGAAUGGAGGGGCAGACUGAUAGGACUUUAUUUAAAUAAAAAAUGAACUGGAA
Messenger RNA from Gracilinanus agilis (Agile Gracile Mouse Opossum), 4023 nucleotides. It is a transcript of the gene SH3BP5L, whose product is annotated as SH3 binding domain protein 5 like. The transcript has 8 exons. Lineage: Eukaryota; Metazoa; Chordata; Mammalia; Didelphimorphia; Didelphidae. Gene Ontology annotation, cellular component: cytoplasm. Gene Ontology annotation, biological process: negative regulation of protein tyrosine kinase activity; intracellular signal transduction. The record is from RefSeq and is a predicted model, not a curated record. The coding region runs from base 1112 to 2275 and encodes 387 amino acids. Gene Ontology annotation, molecular function: protein kinase inhibitor activity.